This is a messenger RNA of Nannochloropsis gaditana CCMP526, 1353 nucleotides long. Its product is annotated as fatty-acyl. The coding region runs from base 123 to 1082 and encodes 319 amino acids. Gene Ontology annotation, cellular component: endoplasmic reticulum membrane. The record is from RefSeq and is a predicted model, not a curated record. Gene Ontology annotation, molecular function: fatty acid elongase activity. Gene Ontology annotation, biological process: very long-chain fatty acid biosynthetic process; fatty acid elongation, monounsaturated fatty acid; fatty acid elongation, saturated fatty acid. The transcript has 5 exons.
ACAGGACGAGGGUCCCUAUUCCCUCAAGUGCAAGAAGAAGCCUUGAACGCCACAAGUAACCGUGACAGCAGUCUCACCGGCAACUACGGCUCUACAAUAUAUUUAUCUGGCAUACAGAGAGGAUGAAUAAUCUCUCAGAGGCGUUUUCGAAGCUAAUCUGGGGAGAGAUGCCGAAAAUAAUCCCCUACCGGAGCGUUCCCGACAACGUGCCUUUUACUCAGCUUUUCCAGCAUUAUCCCGUACUCAGUCCGUUCUACACAGAGUAUGAGAAAAAUUUCCAUGCUUCCUCCUACGUCAAUUUCGCACAAAAUACUUGGCCCGCCUUACCACUCGCUUUGUGCGGGAUCUACGGCUUGAUGAUUGUCGUGGGCACCAAGGUUAUGGAGUCUCGACCCAAGCAUGAAUGGAAAACAGCCUUAGCUUGUUGGAACUUACUCUUGAGUGUUUUCUCCUUUUGCGGCAUGCUCCGCACCGUACCACACCUCCUUCAAAACGUCACGACUCUGCCCUUUAAGGACACGAUUUGCCGGCACCCCGCUGAGACCUACGGAGAAGGGGCCUGUGGGCUCUGGGUUAUGCUUUUCAUCUACAGCAAGGUCCCCGAGCUCGUCGACACGGUUUUCAUCGUCUUCCGCAAAAGCAAGCUGCAGUUCCUCCACUGGUACCACCAUAUCACCGUCCUCCUCUUCUGCUGGCACUCCUAUGCUGUCACCUCCUCCACGGGCCUCUAUUUUGUCGCUAUGAACUACUCGGUCCACGCGGUCAUGUACGCCUACUAUUAUUUGACCGCCAUCAAAGCUUGGCCCUCCUGGAUCCCUCCCUCGAUCAUCACCGUCGCUCAAAUCUCCCAGAUGAUGGUCGGCGUGGGCAUCUGCGUCGCCUCGUUUUACUACCUGUACACGGACCCUGAGCAUUGCGAAGUAAAACCCCAAAAUGUCUACUCAGGAGCCUUGAUGUAUGGCAGUUAUCUCUAUCUAUUUUGUGAUUUCUUCGUACGCCGCUUCCUUCGGGGUGGGAAGCCGCGAUUGGGAGAAGAGCGCAGCGCGGUGUUGACCAUGACGAAAAAGAUCAAGGACAUGUAAGCGCGACAGAGGCUGUCGCGAAAGCUGGGAACAGGUGGGGAUGGGGCAUCCAGAGCAGCCAUGACUUUGGAGGAUGGGUAGCGCUCUCCCCAUGCACCUCAUGUAGCCCACACAUGUGUGCAAUCGAACACUUCCAUCAUCAAUUCGUACAACGGAUGUGACGGCGGGUCACGUAAUUGAUGGCAAUGACAGAGAGGAAAGGCAGAAAUAGGUCUUAAAACAUCAAAGCACAUGGUAGCGUCCAUAAAAGAAAAAAAGACAUGAUAAGAGA